Molecule: messenger RNA, 1421 nt
Organism: Punica granatum (pomegranate)
Lineage: Eukaryota; Viridiplantae; Streptophyta; Magnoliopsida; Myrtales; Lythraceae
Source: RefSeq, a predicted model, not a curated record
UAUUGGCAGUCACUCUUCCUUCUCAUGUCAACUCAUCAGACAACAUCAGCCCCCAGCCUUCUCUGACCUCUCUACGUACGUUGUCUUCCGGCUUGUUUUUCUUCAGUUCAACGAUCAGCCAAACUACGUCCCAAGAGAACCAACUGCCAAGUGUUUUAUUAUGCUGAUGAUGGCGGCAUCGAUGGAGGAUCAUCAGAUGGAGUCGAGCGUCCCGCCGGGGUUCAGGUUUCACCCGACUGAGGAAGAACUCGUGGGUUACUACCUCACGAGGAAAAUCAACUCGUUGGAGAUAGAUCUCGAUGUUAUCGUGGAGAUCGAUCUCUACAAGAUGGAACCGUGGGACAUUCAAGAUAGAUGCAAGUUCGGCUACGACGAACAGAGCGAGUGGUACUUUUUCAGCCACAAGGACAAGAAGUACCCGACCGGAACAAGAACCAACAGAGCCACCGCAGCGGGGUUCUGGAAGGCCACGGGAAGGGACAAGGCCAUCCUUUCCAAGAACAGAGUCAUAGGAAUGAGGAAAACCCUGGUCUUCUACCGAGGACGCGCCCCGAACGGAAGGAAAACUGAUUGGAUCAUGCAUGAGUAUCGACUCCAGAAAUCCGAGAACGAACCGCCUCAGGACGGAGAAUGGGUCGUCUGCCGAGCAUUCAGAAAGCCGAGCAUGAACCAAAGAGUGGGCUUCGAAGCUUGGAAUCACGCUUACUACGUCCGAGAUUACAGCAGUGUUAAUGCUACCACUUCGAUGUCUAACAUCGCAACUGAUAAUCUCAGUACCCAUCAUCUUACUAAUUUCCAGCAACAAGCUGUUUUAGAGAAUGAGAUAUUCGCCAACCAUCCUAGCUUUUCGGACAAUCAGCAACUCACGGAGCUUCCCCGACUAGUAAAUGAAGACUGCGAAGAAGAAAGAUUCAGCAACGGCGCUAGCAGCCAAUACUUCGACUGGAAGAAUCCCGGGGACAUACUUGCUUCCACCUCCGAAUUCCCAAGCCACGGCAAUUUCACCCAAGAAGUGGAAGACAAGAAUCACGUCGGCUAUUUCCUCGGAUGCUUUCCUGAUUCAUAGUAUCAUCAGAUGGAACUGACAAGCACCGCACCAUUCCUCAAUAUCCUUCGGGUUUUCAACAGCCACGAUUAUUUUCAAAGUGUUCAUAGACUACAACACAUAUAUAUGCUCAUCAUUUAGUAAUAUGGAAGAUCUUGUUAAUUGACUUGAUUUAAAAGCUGACCUUGUCAUUAGGUUGCUAUGGGAUUGUCAGCCCAUGCGAAUGCGAUGCAUUUUUUAUUGCAUGGUCCGGUCCGCUUAAGCGGAAAGAUGAUCGAAUCGAUCGUCAUGUAAUAAUGGUCCAACAUAGAUCUUUUAUCUGUAUGGCUUAUGGAAUCGGUGCAAAGUUUUAUUCACCAUUAAUCACUUGUGAUUU